Penicillium argentinense is the source of this 837-nucleotide messenger RNA. RefSeq names its product SDR family oxidoreductase. Gene Ontology annotation, molecular function: triacylglycerol lipase activity; acylglycerone-phosphate reductase (NADP+) activity. The coding region runs from base 1 to 837 and encodes 278 amino acids. Gene Ontology annotation, biological process: phosphatidic acid biosynthetic process; triglyceride catabolic process. Lineage: Eukaryota; Fungi; Ascomycota; Eurotiomycetes; Eurotiales; Aspergillaceae. Gene Ontology annotation, cellular component: endoplasmic reticulum; lipid droplet. The transcript is spliced from 4 exons. The record is from RefSeq and is a predicted model, not a curated record.
AUGGGCCAGAAGACAGUUCUCAUUACAGGUUGCAGUGAAGGUGGAAUAGGUGACGCUCUUGCAAAAACCUUUCACAAGAAGGGAUUUCGAGUUUUCGCCAGCGCUCGGAACACCGCCAAAGUCCAACAUCUCAGGGACAUGGGUCUCGACAUUGUACGACUAGAUGUCACUGAGGAAGAGUCAAUCAAGCAAGCAGUGUUAACCGUGAAAGCCGCGACGGGCGGAUAUUUGGAUUUUCUGGUCAACAACUCGGGCGCAGGUUAUAGCAUGCCUUUAUUGGAUUCGGAUGUUUCAGUCGCCAAGAAGAUGUUUGAUGUUAACGUCUUUGCUGUCGUUACCGUCACUCAAGCGUUUGCGCCACUUUUGAUUGCCUCCAAAGGAACGAUUAUCAACAUUGGGUCAGUGCUUGGCAAAAUGCCACUCCCAUGGCAAGGAUAUUACAAUGCAAGCAAAGCUGCAGUUGCUAUCAUGACAGACCAGAUGCGUAUCGAAUUCUCUCCAUGGGGAGUUCGCGCAAUCCUCGUCACUACUGGUGCAAUUAAGACCAAGUUCUUCGACAACCUUCCAAUUACACCACGUCUACCCGAGAACUCUCUCUAUUAUCCCGCAAAGGAUGUGAUUGAGCCAGCAUUGGCUGGAACCGAGGUGGAGAAAAAUGCAAUGGAUGUCAAUUCCUAUGCCGAGGUCGUGGUCAACAACGCAAUCCGAUCAAGCCCCAAGAAGCAUCUUUGGCAGUUUCCGGAUACGUUGCUCCCUCCUGUCUCUCACAUGCCGGAUAUUACGAACAAGAUCCGUGAUGCGGAGAAGGCCGAACAGGAUCGCCAGAAGACAAAAUAA